CAGAUAUAUUUUUUGGAGUUAAUUUCGUUUCUUUUUCUGUUCUUUCUAUCUACAAGGCGCCUUAUUUCUCUCCUUUUACCCUAGAAAUUGUAUUGUAAUUGUAUGUACACUUUGUCUACAUAAAGGUCUUCUCCUUGCAACUCCCCUUCUCAGCCUCCACAACCUCACUCUCUCUCUCUGUUCCCAUCUCUAUCUGUAUCUGGGUCUAAUCGCAUACAUCACAUAAAGAAGCAGAAAAGUUUGUUAUCCCCUCUAUUGACAAAACCCAUACCGAAAUCUCUGAUUGAUGAGAUUUUGUUGGGUUUUGGUCUCAGUAUCAUUGAUUCAUUAAAAAUGGCACAAAAUCUUCUAUGUGGAGAGAAUGUAAAUACUUGUUUUAAUGAUGAUCUUGAUUGCAAUGCCACAGAUGAGUUUGGGAAUUCCGUUUCAUGGCAAAAUCAUAAUCACAGCCAAGAACAUUGUAUGGACAAUGAUCCUUGUAAAUCUUUGAUGGGUUUUGUCAUCGAUAACGAUGAUACAGUUAAGGAUAUGAUUCGAAGGGAAAAAGAACUUUUGCCUAGAGAUGAUUAUCUUAAGAGAUUAAGAAGUGGGGAUUUGGAUUUGAGUGUUAGGAGGGAAGCUCUUGAUUGGAUUUUGAAGGCUCGAGCUCAUUACAAUUUUGGACCAUUGAGUGUUUGCCUAUCUAUGAAUUUCUUGGAUAGAUUCUUAUCACUCUAUGAAUUGCCUAAGGGGAUAGCUUGGACUGGGCAAUUGUUAGCUGUAGCUUGUUUAUCAAUAGCGGCAAAAAUGGAUGAGGCUAAAGUGCCUUUUCCUGUAGAUUUACAGGUAGGAGAUCCCAAAUUUGUGUUUGUAGCUAAAGCUGUACAAAGAAUGGAGCUUUUGGUAUUGACCACAUUGGAAUGGAGAAUGCAAGCUUUAACUCCUUGCUCCUUCAUAGACUAUUUCCUAAGCAAGAUCAAUGGCAAUCAACAGUCAACAUCACUUAUGAUUAAAUCAUUGCAAGUGAUAUUGAGCACAGUUAAAGGUAUUGACUUCUUGGAAUUCAGGCCUUCAGAGAUAUCUGCAGCUGUUGCAAUAUCAGUUUCAGGAGAAGACCAAACAGUAGACAUUGAAAAGGCAGUGCGUUGUUUCAGUUUCGUCCAAAUAGAAAAGGAUAGAGUGUUGAAGUGUAUUGAACUGAUUAAAGACUACUCAUUGAGUAGUGAUAAUGUGGGAAGAAGUGUCUCAGCUUCUUCAAGUGUGCCUCAGAGUCCAAAUGGGGUGUUGGAAGCUGCAUGCUUGAGCUAUAAAAGUGAUGAUAUAACAGUUGGGUCAUGUGCAAACUCUUCACAUAAUGACGUUAAGAGAAGGAAAAAAACCAUCAGCCCAUUUCAAGUGGAGCACAAGCCAUAAGAUCGUCAUAUAUUUAUUUAUUUAUUUCUUUUGUAUGUUCUUUGGACACACAACACAGGAAAGAGAGAGAGAGAGAGAGAGAGAGAGAGAGAAUUUUCUCUUGGAUGAAUAAAUAAAACAGUUUGUAAGAAAAUUCAAGAGCCUCCGUUGUUAGGCAAUGAGGUUAAUGUGUUGUCUUUAGGGAAUUAAACAUUUUUUCUUUUAUAUUUUAUUUAUUUAUACAUGUAUACACAGAGAGAAAGAGAGGAAAAGUGGAAAUAUAUAUAUAUA
This is a messenger RNA of Jatropha curcas, 1662 nucleotides long. It is a transcript of the gene CYCD2;1, whose product is annotated as Cyclin D2;1. The record is from RefSeq and is a predicted model, not a curated record. Lineage: Eukaryota; Viridiplantae; Streptophyta; Magnoliopsida; Malpighiales; Euphorbiaceae.